AUGCUGCUGUCGGCUCUUUUUAUCGGAGCAGUUUCUGCAACCGACUUCGUAACAUGCGGAAGUGUCAUCAAACUCGUCAACAAAGCCUAUACGAUGAGACUUCAUAGCCACGAGGUGACGUACGGUUCUGGCUCUGGGCAGCAAUCAGUAACCGGUUUCCGCGGUGAGACAGAUUCCAAUUCGUAUUGGUGGAUCCGCGGAGCUUCUGAAGACAGCUGCAAACGAGGUGAUUCAGUCAUGUGCGGUAGUGAAGUGCUUCUUACACACAUUAACACGAUGAAAAAUCUCCACUCUCAUCAUCACAGAGCGCCGCUUACGAACAAUCAAGAAGUCAGUGCGUACGGCAACGACGGGGCAGGAGACGCGAUGGACGUUUGGGAAGUAAUUUGCGGAGGCAACAAUCCCUGGCGACGAGACAGCGCGGUGAAACUGAAACACAAGGGAACGCAAAAGUACCUCGCUGCCAGCGGUCAACAAUUCAACCGACCCAUCAGCGGCCAAAUGGAAAUCGUGGCGCAGUCGAAAUCUGGCGGAGCAACUGAGUGGAAAGUCGCCGAAGGUGUUUUCGUCUCUCCACCAACCCAAAGCGGACAUGACGAGCUGUGA
Molecule: messenger RNA, 606 nt
Organism: Oikopleura dioica
Lineage: Eukaryota; Metazoa; Chordata; Appendicularia; Copelata; Oikopleuridae
Source: the annotation of a GenBank genome assembly